AUGAACCAGCUGCAGCCUUUGCUGAAUGAUAGUCUUUUAUCAACAAAGCAUGUGGAAAACACAGCUAUCAUCAACAUAAAGGAAAGACAAGUCUGUGCAUCAACCUUUGGCUUUAAUCCAGAUGGAGGACUGAUAGUUGUGAAGACAAAGACUUUCAUUCUGGUUGCUACUUACAAAGCGGGCAUGUAUCCCAGUGUGUGCGUGGAAGCUGUGGAGAAACUAGCAGACUACUUUAGAGAGAAAGGUAGCUGAAUGUGCAGAAAACCUGAACUUCUCACUGCUCACAAGGA
Pezoporus occidentalis (night parrot) is the source of this 290-nucleotide messenger RNA. RefSeq names its product profilin family member 4 (gene PFN4). The record is from RefSeq and is a predicted model, not a curated record. Gene Ontology annotation, molecular function: actin monomer binding. Gene Ontology annotation, cellular component: cell cortex. NCBI's taxonomy places the organism in Eukaryota, Metazoa, Chordata, Aves, Psittaciformes, Psittacidae.